Molecule: messenger RNA, 5192 nt
Organism: Paralichthys olivaceus (Japanese flounder)
Lineage: Eukaryota; Metazoa; Chordata; Actinopteri; Pleuronectiformes; Paralichthyidae
Source: RefSeq, a predicted model, not a curated record
CAACAGGUGUGACAUCUACUGGAGUCUUGUGUGAAACACCAGAAAACUGGAUCUAGCCUCCACAGCAGAUGGAGGACUCCCCUCACUCGUACUGUUUUGAUCUGGAGACAAUGAGGACAUAGGGGAGGAGGAUAUUACCAAGUUAAAACUAACAUGGAACCAGAUGUGAGCAAGUCUCUACACCCAGAUCUUCACAAACAUCCCCAUCAGGAUACUGAGACAGUUUGGCAUUCUUUUCCCUGUCAGCACUGUGAGAGACAUUUUACCAGCAAACAAGGCUUGGAACGACACAUGCACGUCCAUGCUUUGGCUGUCAGCGAGGCACAUGUACAUGUAAGCAAUAACAGCAACAUGUCUGUAAGUACAAAUCAAGGAGAGUUGCAGCCUGAGAAUAUGGAGCCUUUGGAUUCUGUAAUGCAACAUUAUACAUCCUCCCCCGCUAGCUCUUAUAAUUCCUUGUUGACAGCUGGAGACCACAUUGCUCAGCCAGACGAGCAGGGGGUACACCUGCAACUUGCUGGUGUAGACACAAAAAAAACCCAGCUGCCUGUGGAGGAAAAUCUUGAGAGGAUUUUCAGUGAAACAGCUGAACAGAAAACACAGCUUGGUGAAAAUAUAACAUCUGCAACUGUUCUACAGAAUGACGGGCAACAUGCACAGUACAUGCUAGAUGUCUCUAGCAAUAUUUCAGAGAAUCUCAGCUUCUACAUUGAUGGAAAGAUCGUGUCAACAAGUACAGUAAGUAGCUGUGAAGCAGCUGAGGUUCAUUCAGGUUCCUCAGCUUUAGUUGGACUGGAUGCUCUGAUUCUGGACCCCACCCAAAUCAGCCAGGUUUUGAAUACAGAUUCAGUCACAGGCACAGAGAUACCUGGUCAACCACCGGCUAAGAGAAGAACUGCAACACCACCUCUUUUACCACAAAUUAAAACUGAACUGGAGUCUGAGGUGGUGGUGUCCUCUUCCUCAUCAUCACUUGUGUCAUCUUUGAUUGAGAAUCUGCUUCCAAUGAAUACAGAGUCCACAGUUGUGCAGAAAGAAAGAACAGUGUUUCUGUCCCCGAAGCUGAAGCAGAUUCUGGAGAAGCAGGAUGGCCUUAAUCCGACACUUGCCCUGAUCACAGAUGGUCAGAAGCCUUGUUCGCCUGUCUCUCUCUCUGUCCUUCCCAUUGGAACAGGAAGGUUUAAAAGACGGACCGGAUCUCCAACAAGCUCUCAACAGCAAAACUCAACGUCCAACGAGGAAACGCCAGUGUCAGACACAGUAAAUACUGUUGCUGAAAGAACAGGACAGAUGGACACCCAGCAGAUCUCCCCUGUGCAUCUUACAGCUAGUGAGAAAGAUGAUGCUACGUCACCUGCAGAGGAGCCAGCAGUGAAACCCGUCUCAACGGAGAACUGGCCCCCCAUGACUGGUGGCAAUUCCUGUAACCAGCAACCACUGGAUCUCUCCAAUACAGUCAAAAGAAAUGAAGAUUUAGCGUUAGCUGAUGCUGUGCUGGAUUUAAGUUUACAGAAAAGGCUCUGCGAAUCUGGACUGACAAUAAAUUUAGUUUCACAGGCAGUUUUGACAGAAGAAGCAUUAAAUUCAUGCAUGAUGGUGAAACCCUUGAUGAAUAUCGGAGAGCAAAAUCUAAGCCUCGGGAAUCUAGAAAAUUCUUUAGUCACAGACUUUGCCAUAGUCACGGGGUCAGAUAUAAUGACCCCGGUUGAACCUAUUGCAGAAGGUCUUGUUUAUGGACUCGCCCUACCCCCCAGUUCUCUAACUCCAUCAACCGCCUCCCUUACCCCUGAUGGCUUGCAACCAGCCACACCGUGCACUAUUGCAUUUGCCUCCCCAGCCUCACACACCAUGCUCCCUUCUACUUCUUCAUUAAUCACAGUUUUGGCCCCAACACCACAUAUUACAAACCCUUCGAAUCAACCAAUCCAGAUGUUAGCUCCAAACAUAUCUCCUGACCCUUUGGUAAUCUGCACAGAAAAUGCAUUCAAUCCUUCAGAGUGUGAUUUAACUGCUGCAUUUGCUUCAACAAAUCCUGCAAACCUUGUCACUCUCUCCCAAUCCCUGGACCCGACUUUAAAUCUACAGGGCCACGUGUUUCUCACUGAUCAGAUUGCUCUUAAUCCACCUCUGGUUGAAUCCACUCCUGUGUCGGAGGUACCAUUCACAUCUACUGUUACUUUAAAUGACUCCCUCAUCAACUCUUACAACAUAACCAGUAACACCGUGUUGAUAGAGUGCACAAUAGCUCUGGAAACCCCAGGGAGUGUAGUCCCUGCCGCAAUUACCUUACAGGAAACCCCUUCUGAGGCUCCAGUACCUACACAGAUGGUUGUUAAUCACAUCGAACAGCAACAGAUUGUAUCAGUGCCCAAUGCUCCAACUGUGGACCCCACUACUCUUGUGUCCUCCAUCGCAGAAUCAGUAGCUGUGGCCACCACCACCUCAGUGGUAUCUGAUUGCCCUCCUGUGGCUGAAUCGAGUCCCAACCCAGAAUCUGAUGUUAAUGCAGAGCCGGCCACCACAAAAGAAGAGGAAGCUGCUGACGAUACUCUUUCCGCAUCUGAAACACCAUCGAAAACGUCACCCCUAACUGAGAAAGUGGAAGAGGACAAAUCCUCAUAUGACGCACCGGAUGAUGCACAACAGCAGACUUUCACCAAGAAUUUCAUCUGUAAUGUGUGUGAUAAGCUUUUCCAUUCAAUGAAAGAACUAGGCCAACAUGUGGGUGACCAUGCUGAUGAAUGGCCCUACAAAUGUGAAUUCUGCGUGCUGCUCUUUGGAAAGCCCUCCGCUUUGCUCGACCAUCGAUCAAGCCUCCACGGUGUUGGAAAGACAUACGUUUGCAGUGCGUGUACAAAAGAAUUUGUCUACCUCUGCAAUCUGAAACAGCAUCAGGAGGAAUUGCAUCCUGGCCAGCAGUGCACGUACGCAGAAGAGGAAAAGGGAAAACUAAGACCUCAGAACUACAACAACUCGACGAAGGUCAGCGUGGAGCUUUCAGUGCCCCGCAUUUCAGAGGAACCCAAGACACUGGUGAAAAAGGAGGAAAGUGAAGUAGAUGUGGCUGCUGAAGAGUUGUUUACAAGCAUAAAAAUAAUGGCCUCAGAUGGAGGGAAAAUCAAAGGGCCUGAUGUUCGUUUGGGCAUUAACCAACACUAUCCCAGCUUUAAGCCUCCUCCAUUUCCUUACCACAAUAGGUCGCCUGCCGGCUCAGUCGCUUCAGCAACAAACUUCACCACCCACAACAUCCCACAGACCUUUACUACAGCUAUUCGAUGUACCAAGUGUGGAAAAAGCUUCGAUAACAUGCCAGAGCUACACAAGCAUAUUCUCGCUUGUGCAAAUGCCAGUGAUAAAAGGCGAUACACACCCAAAAAGAAUCCCAUCCCUCUAAGACACUUUGCAAAAGCUCAAAAUGGAGUUCUGUCGACUACUAAUUCUACCAACGGACUUAAUGCUUCUAACAGGGCCAGCCAGUCAAACAGGUCCAAACCUAACCAAGAAUCAGCAAUAAAGAUGAAAUUCAAAUUACUGAACAAAAGGAAGAAAAAGUUGGUCCAAAGGGUGAUGCCACAGAGGAACAAGUCGGUUUCUACUUCAAAUAAAGCAACGUCUGCACAGGUGGAAGUGCAGCACGAGAUAUUUGUCUGCCCACACUGCAACAGGGAGUUCUCGAUGCGUCGCAGCAGAACCAAACACAUGGCUGUGUGCCCCAAGAAACCCAAAGAGGUGAAGAAAAGAAAAGAAGGUGGAAUCUCUGUGACAAAGGAAAACAACGAACGCCUGCACCGAGGGAUUUCUCGCGUCGAAGAGAAACGACAACAAGCCUCGCCUCAGCAUAAAACUAGAUUCCAGACUUCUGGUCUCGCCAAGAGGCCCGCCAUCCUACCAGUGCAGACUGUCUUUUCAAACAAAAGAAGUAAAAUAAUCAUAAAGGAGAGCAUGCAGCCAAAACAAGAGACCCCCACUCUGAAUGAACUUCCUAUUGUUCGCACUUUCAAUCCCUCGAUGCGCCAGUACAGCAGAGUGCAGCAUGGUGUCAAAGGGAUCCCUAUUAAAAUCACCAUAGUGAAACCGCAACAGACUGCACCACAGAAAGAUGAGCUACUUCCCGCCCAGAGCCGAGAGGAAGCAACUGGAGACGUUACCAGCAGCUCUGAGCAGAGUGUUAAGACCUGAAGACUACCCCAUGCUCACCAGAGGAUCCGAAGGACCCUGCUGUCUGGAACUCCUCACACAUCUUCAGUCACAUGAAAGGGAGGCAACUGCUAACCACAGUGUAAACCUAGUAGAUGUCAUUAUAAUGUACAAUAACAAGGACUGGAUUCAGAAUGGAUGAAACUAUGACUGAGGACACUGCAGUGAGUGGAUGUGUUUAAUUUGAGUAUUUAAAUGAGUUUGUAGUAGCUUGAAGCUUUGUAGGUUUAUCCUUCGUUCUGUGAACUUAAUGUCAACAGCUUGGAUUUGCACUUUGAAGUUAAUCUGCCUGCGACAUGUCACAAAUGGGAGUUAUUUAGAGAGGGUGGUAAGUGGCAAUCAUUUUCAGCAUGCAUUUGCACUUUUCCUUGUCUGUUGUCUGUGGCCUUUUGGUUGAAACUCCUACUGCAUGCUCCGAGCUUGUACUUCACCUUUAUUCAUUUAAUUUAAGAUGAUUAUGUUGAUUAUGUUGCCUUAAACAAUGAAUCUAGUGUUGCUCUGUUGGUCUCAUUGACAAUAUCCAGUGUAAUUACAUGACUGACACAUUUAAGACGACAGAAUCAUGGAAUCUAGUAAUAUGGUCUGUAGUACAUUGGCCACAAACUACCUAGAUAUCAUGUAGGGUAUCAGCACUGUUGCUUAUUAUGGCGAAGUCAGUGUUUUCAUAAUUGGUGUGAAUGCAACAUUUAGUAGAUUGACUCCAGCAGCCUUUUCCCAAUUAUGUGUUAUUCAGUCAGCACAGUUGCCAUGUGUUUCUAUGAAGGAUUUGACAAUAUUGCUGUUUCUGUGCCAUCAAAUAUAAAUGGUAUGACUUUAAUGUGGCAUAAAAGUGAUGAAGAGUAAACAGUUCGGUAAAGUUAAGUGUUUCCCACAUGCAGGAAGUUAUUUUGGUGGUCUAACCAAAAGAGUCACCCCCACUUUAAGAGAUUUAUUUGUGUAUUUUUCCCUUCGAUUCUGUGUGGGAGCUGCUGAAAAUACAGAUCACGUAUGAAGAA